CUCAUCACAAUCAAAAGAUAAAAUAAUAUUUUCAUUUAUCUUUUAUCUCUUCAUCAUGAUCAUUUGAUUUCCUUUCAAAUGUAAACAAACUACCAUUAUUGCUACAUUGCUUUAAUUUCUAUUUUUUUGAAUUGUGUUUCAGUUGUAUACCAUAUCUUGGUGCAAAUAUUUGGGACUAAUAAUUCAAUCGACUGAGGACAAUGGGCAACUCACACUCACAUCAUUUGGUCUUAUUACAACAAGUAACCAAUGAGAAAUUUUGCUGUGAUAUAUGUGAUGAAGAUAUUUUCGAACCUUCUUUCUAUAAAUGCAAUUCUUGCGAUUAUUCUGUCCACAAAAAAUGUUAUCAAAUCAAUCAUCACUUCCAUCCUCCCCACCCACUUAAAUUAUCUACCACAAAAAAUUUCUUCAUAUGCAAUUCCUGUCACAAGCAACACAAUAAUCAACCUUAUUUCACAUGUGAGAAAUGUAAUUUCUACAUGGAUGUAAAAUGUGUUAAGAUGCCUCCUAUACUCAGCAAUGAUGAUCAUGAUUUUGAGAAUUCUGAUCAUCAUGGUCGUAUAAAACAACAUUUUACACAUCAACAUCCUAUGCCACUUAUUUCGAUUCGAGGUGAAAAUCCUCGAAUCAAAUGCAUUGCUUGUAGCCGUACAUGCUCAAAUGAAGCUUACGGUUGCAAAUACUGUGUGUGCUUCUUGCACAAAACAUGUGCAAAUUUGCCCGAACAAAUCCAAGGUCAUUUUUCUUAUCCAAACCACACUUUAUACUUUCAUAUUUCUAGCCAUCGAUGUAGUAAAUGCAAGUUAUGUGAAAAUUCAUCUAUUAUCUUCUCUUUCAAAUGUCGUCAGUGUAACAUUCAUUUUUGUGUAAGUUGUGUCGUAGCCAUGUUUAAGCCCAUUAACUUUAAGUACCACGAGCAUUCUCUUUAUUUCGUUGAGAGAAUACAUGGUACUAAUUUCGACUAUUGUGAUGGCUAUGAUUCUUAUUGUAAGAACUCAGUGCUCAAAAAAAAGCCAGAAUUCAAUCGAAAUACCAAAUUAUGUGGGUUUUGUUGUGUGGAUUGCGGUUUCAAAGUCCAUUUACAAUGUGGUAUAUUACCUAGUAUUGUUCAAUACAAAUAUCACACACACCCUCUUGUUCUUGUUGAUUGGGCUAUUGACAAUGAUGGAUGUUAUGAAUGUUAUUGUGAUAUUUGCGAAACCGAAAGAGAUCCAAGAUUUUGUGCAUACAUUUGUGAAGAUUGCAAGUAUGUUGCUCACGUACAAUGUCUAGCUUCCGAGAUCAUAAAUGUACUAAAGGGAGAUCUUAGAGAUGUGAAGUUAAAGAUAGUGGGAGACGAUGCUUGGAAAUUCUCAGGGGAAAUACAAAAUCAACUGGUGGAAAUAAGAAAGAAAGAAGACUCUAUUUUCACUUUUCAAGACUUAAUUCACACUUUAACUGAACUCGAGGAAGAAUGUUUCAAAAAUCAUUUUUUUUGGCUAAAGGUUCGUAAUAAGAAUUUGACAAAUAAGAUGCAAAGUAUAGAGACUACACCUCUAGUCCUUAAUGAUGAGAACAUUGAUGAGCUUCUACAAAUUUCAAGUUUUACAGAGAAUGAGUACAUCUCCUUUAUUUACCAUGAGUUCAAAUCCUUUUUUAGGGAAAAAAAUCAUUUGGACAUAAAAUCAAGUGAUCUAUUGCUCAAGAUUGUUGAUGUUGAAGGUAAUUAUUCAAUCCCUCUAAAUUUUGUGUGUGUUAUGAAACAUAUACUUCACAAUUAUGGAGAUAUUGGACAUAAUUCAACAUCUUCUUCAUCACUAAAGAGCAUAUGUUUUUUCUUAAUAUGUCGAGUCAUGAAAAAGAUGUAUGCAACUUUGGUCAUAGACAUCUCUAAAGAUCUUCUUCGAGAAUGGUAUUGUUACAUAAGAUUUGCAAAAGUGUAUGGGAAUUUUGAUGUGGGUUUUAUAGAGGAAUCUUUUAAGGCUGUUACAAGAGAUUUCUUCUUUAUCCAAGUGAGUAAAUUACUUGACCAUGAAAUACCAAAUGUAAUCAACAAUAAUAUGGGAAAGCUACAAGAGAAGUUGAAUGGUGUGUAUGGAGAAUUGCAGAAUAAGAUGGAAGAGUAUGAAUCCAAACUCGAGAUGAGGAAAAGAUUUUGUGAGACUACUUCAGAGAAAAAGUUGAUGAAGAGGAAAAUUGACAAUGUGAUUAAAUUGAAGUGGAAAACAGCUAGCCAGGUUGGGUUUUGAUAUCACAUAUAUGAAAUCAGAUAUAUCACAAUUGUUUUUUUUUUUUUGGUGUGGUAUGUAAUAAUAUGUGUCAUUUUUUUACUGUGUGGUUGGUUUGUUAAAAUUAAUAGCUUUUAAUUAUGUUGGUAUAUGUGCAACUUUGUUAAGACUGCUCAUGGUAUUGAAUUUAUGGAUAAGGUUAUAAAAAUUGU
Cannabis sativa is the source of this 2419-nucleotide messenger RNA. RefSeq lists its product as uncharacterized. Lineage: Eukaryota; Viridiplantae; Streptophyta; Magnoliopsida; Rosales; Cannabaceae. The coding region runs from base 201 to 2228 and encodes 675 amino acids. The transcript has 3 exons. The record is from RefSeq and is a predicted model, not a curated record.